Molecule: messenger RNA, 4034 nt
Organism: Coturnix japonica (Japanese quail)
Lineage: Eukaryota; Metazoa; Chordata; Aves; Galliformes; Phasianidae
Source: RefSeq, a predicted model, not a curated record
CCGUGUGUGGCCUUUCCCCUUCUUCUCCCCGGACAUGGUGGUUUUGCUAUGGCCUAAUUGAGACCAGCGCUUUUCCUGGUGCCGGGAGCAAGUGCUUGGUAAACAGAAGCGGUGCUCUGUGUGGAUUAGUCUCGGGGUGUUGGUCAGGAGGGUUAACUGCUACGCAGCUCCGAAAACAGCUCAUCCAGGAACUUAUGCAUCCCAUUUUAAGUGGAGAGCUUCAGCCAUGGACUGUUCCAAGUGACGACUGUUCGCUUUUGAUCACAGCUUCCAACAGUUUGGUGGCAGACCAUCUGCAGAGAUGUGGCUAUGAGUAUUCGCUUUCUGUUUUCUUUCCAGAAAGUGGCUUAGAGAAGAAGAAGCUGUUGUCUGUGCAAGAUCUUCUUCAGUUAUUGAGGAUCAGUCCAAAGUCCAGUUUGUACACAUCGCUGACUUCGGGAACUCUGAAGGAGAAAAAAGGUUUUCUCAUGCGGAUUUUGAUGGGGCUUACGGAGCAUCAUCUAAGUAAAGAAUGUCAUGACAGAGAAACUCAGACAAUCUCUGUACCUCCCUACAGAGAAUCUCUUGCUGAGAAACUUCAGCUCAUCGAUGAGCAGUUUGCUGAUUCCUAUCCCCAGCAUCAUAAAUAUGAACCUUUAGAAGGCAAAUUUCACGAAUAUAGGAAAGAAAUAGAGAAGCAGCUUCAAGCAGAGAUGUCUCAAAAGCUACAGCGUUUUAAAGAAGUUGAAAUAGCCAAGAUUAAAAUGGAGGAGAAAGCACAAACUCAGAAAGAAAUCUCUGAGCUGCGGUAUGAGUUAGAAAGGACGCAUCAAGCAAAGGCUGAAGCCUUGGUUUCUCGUGAAAAGAAUGCUAUUGAAAGGCUUCAGAAACAACAGGAGAUAGAAGCAAAGGAAGUAUAUGCUCAGAGACAAAGUCUACUGAAAGAUAUUGAAGUCAUGAGGACCAGAGAGGCAGAGCUGAAGCAAAGAAUUGAGGCAUUUGAAAUCACUCAGAAGCUUCAGGAAGAGAAAAAUAAAACUAUUGAUGAUGCGCUUCGACGUCGAGAAGUUGCUGUGAAGAACAUAGAGGAGACUUAUGACCAAAAGCUUAAGACUGAACUCUUAAAAUAUCAGCUUGAAUUAAAAGAAGAAUAUAUAGCCAGAGCCAAUAAAGUUACUGAAGAUGAGAAGAAAAAUAAAGAGAAGGCUAUGCUUUUGCGUGAAGAAGCUGAUGCUGUUAACACCAAAAAGGAGGAACUCAAGCAAGCUGUGUCACGCACAAAAGAACUUGAGCUGGAUUUGGAGUCAGCAAAGGCUCAGUUUCUGUUGGUAAAUAAACAGAAUCAGUUGCUGACAGAAAAGCUGAAAGAGGUAUCAGACUAUCCUUUGCUAAAGGAGGAGAAGCUGGAGCUCCAAGUGCAGAAUAAACUACUUAGGCAACAGCUGGAUGAGACUCGCACUGAGAACCAACAUCUUCGAGACAAACUUUCCCAGCCUUCAGCAGAGCACCUGGCCUGCCAAGCAGAGCUGAGGAAGGUGGAACAUUCCAGGAGGCUGGUGAUGGAUGAAUUUGAAAGUCAUAAACAGUUUUUGGAAAAGCAGCUCCAAAGUGAGGUUGAACGUUCUGCCCAGUUAAAGACCCAGUUGUUGGACUCUGAAGCUACCAUCAGGAAGUUAAAUGUGCAGGUUGAAGAUCUGAAACUACAGUUGAAACAAACACAGGCAGCACUGGAAAAUGAAGUGUUUCGGAAUCCCAAGCCUUCGCUUGUUGAUCGCUCUGUCAUUGACCUCGUUGAUGACAGGAUUGUACCUCAUGAUGUUUAUACCGAUGGCAUAUUCCUGAAGAAUCCCGUUGUGAGUGAUGUUGUCAAGGGAAAUGCUGUGUCAAGAGCUGGCUAUCACCAGCAGUUUCAAACACGCAGUGCUUCUCCGGAUUCUGACCUGGAGUGUAUGGCGCAAACCUGGGCUAGAGUAAAAGAACUAGAAAAAGAGGCCGAGUGUUUGGAAGAAGCCUACAGGAACUACCAGCGUAGGAUAAUGCAGGAUACAGCUGCAAGCAGAACACCAAGAAAGAUGGAGCCCCCUUUACUUCUCCAGUGUGCUGUUAGUAGAGUCCCCGUGACUAUGCAGUAUGAACUUUUGGAGGAUAAUCCUGGCUCCAAGCAUUCCCCUCUGAGCAGUCCAAGAAGUGAAAAAUACGUUGGAAGACAUGGGCAACCUGAUGCCUUUAAAAAUCCUUCAACACCACCACACAAAGGAGUGCCUCCUUCUAAAUGCCUUUCUUCUACUCCUGUUUACAAGUUGGAAAGAGUUCUCAGUAACAAGAACCGUUUGGAUGACACCAGUGACUCGUACCUCGCCUCUUCCCAGCAGAAUGUCCAUCAGGUGCUUUCUCCUAUUCCAAAGCCAUGCAUUCUUUCACGUUCUGAGUCUCUUUCUUCCUCACCAUCCAGUCAAGGAGAGAAAAUCAGGCUUCCGAAUCAACGCAUAGAUAACCAAGAUUUCAGUGAUAAUCCCAAGCCAGAGAAACUAGUAUACGAAGACCUCGAAGAGCACUUUUCUUCUCUUGAAUAUCAGGGGGACAUUCCAGAGCAGUGUGAAAGUGAUGUCUUGCAUCCAUCUGGGGACACUGUCAAUGGAAACCAUGUCACAGCCACUGUGCGAGCGACAGCCACUUCGCCGCAGGACUUGACUGUGUUGGAUCGAAGAGAGACUGAAGAACAAAAUACAGAAGACAAACGCUGGGAAGAGGAGAGGAAAGCCGGAGAAGAAAGGAGAGAGGGAGAACAACAGGGAACUGGGGAGAGGGAGCAAAAUGAAGCAGAAGAGCUGAAGAAUGAGACGUUGAUCCAGGACUCAAUGAAAACUGAUGAAGAAGAGAAGGGAGAAAAAGGCAAAAGCAAUAAUUCUGAUGCUGAAGAAAUUGUAAAGGAUUCUACUCCAAACCCAUUAGAAAAAUACAUGAAAAUAAUACAGCAGAGGAGAGAGCAGGAACUGGCACAUGAGGAUUCGAAAAAGGAAGAAAUACAGGACCUGUCUUUCAUGGAGGGAAUCACAUCUAGCGAGAAAGACGGCAGUGCUGCAGGCAUUUCUCACGGAGACGAUGACGACAACUUCUGGUGAUCAACAGCAACUGAUUUGGGUCUUUGUUUUUAACUACAAUAAAACGUUUUUAAAACACCUUUCUGUCUGUGAAGGAAGUCGUAGUAAGUGCUAGGCCCGCAAAUUGCAGGCUGUGCAGUUAUAAAUGAAUAAAGCUGAUGCUGGAGUCCCACUGCUUCAGUCACUGCCCUCAAGAUUCCUGAUGCAUUGGUGAUGCUGGAGGAGCCCCUGUGCUUGCUGGAAGCUGUAAAUUGGUGUGUCCAGGUGAAUGGCCUUUGGCCUUGAAUCCCUACAGCCUUCUACAGCUUUUGAGGUGCUGUUCCUCCCCUCCCACCCCCUUCCCCAUCACUUGCCAACUGCAGGGCAGUGGGAUAACCAAACUUUUUGUUACACUUAGGCUGUUAUGUGGCUUUAGAGGCAUCUGGUGGAGACCCUUGGCUUGUGCGACAGAACCACGUUAACUUGCCUGCUGCAGCAGGAAAAGUGAACACUUCUAAAGCAGCCUUAUCUCACGUCUCGCUGUGUUAGUAUUCAGCAGCCCAGAACGGAGAGAUUCAGAUAAAAAUGCUAUUUGACUCAUCUUUAUUUAAGCUUUGCAUUUUGUAGGUAGAGUAUAGGCAAGAUCGUUAAACUUUAUUUACAGCAUAUAAUACAGUAUUUUUAAUAAUGGAGUAAUUCUGGGUGGCAGCGUAUGGUGCAACCUGCAGUGUGCUGAGGCUGCUUAUCUUCCCCUACCUUAGAAGAACAUGAAGCCCAGUUUGACAGAAGACAGGGGCAAAACCUGAAGGUCUGCCUUGAAUUCAUGCAGAUUCUCAUAAAUGAGGCAAACUUUACCUUCUGAAACUGAGAUUAAAAACCGUUUACUAACUUUGUAUGCUGCCAGAUUUACAGGAACAGCUUCAUUCUGCCUGCUGUGAGGAAGGGGACCUGGAACAAGUAGCGGUACUCCACGCU